AAAGUAAAAUUUAUGAGUUCACUAAAAUCUAGUUAGCUUUUAGUGAAGCUUAGUUAGCUUUUAGUCAAGUUAUAAGCAUAUAUCACAAAUUUAUCAAAUAUCUAUAACUAUUUAAUUAUAGAUUUAACUAUUAUUAUAUAUUAACUUUUACUUCUUCUCAUCCAUAUCAAUCAAAUGCACAAAAAAAAAAAAAAUCUACUCAUAAAACAGCUCACCAACUCUUAUAUACUAGAUUUUUUUUCUAUCUUCAAAAAAAGUCAUCCACAAGCACUUUAAAAAUUAUGUUUUCUAAUUCAAGAACAUGCAAACAAAGACAAAAGAAAACACAAAUCACACACACACCUUAUAUACAAGUUGUGGUGGAAAUUAAAUCUUUAGACCCUCCAAACUUCCCUUAUAACUUACAUUAUUCCAACAACAAAAAUGAAACAAGAAAUAGUUUUAAUACAACCCACAAAAAACAAAAUUAUUCUACGUAUAAGUUCCAAUCCAAAACUUCAAUUCUAUAUUGUUGUUUUACAUACUCACACAACAUAAGAUGGGGGUGAAAGAAUUGUUGUUCAUUUGAAGAUUAUAAAUCUCACAUUUUAAUAAUUGUAGCAGAUAAUCUGUCUUGUUAUCAAUAUUAUCAAGUUUCAAACUUUAAAGAGGCUCUUACCCAUUGAUAUCUUUGAGAGUGAGUUCAUUAUCUGUUGUAGCAGGUAAAUUAUCUAAUUUUCAAGAUUACCAAGUUUUGUUGAUAACUUUUCAUAAUAGUAUAUUGGGAUGAUGCUUGUUGUAUCUACACCAUUGAGCUACAAAAAUGAAAGGGGAAAUUAUGAUUUAUUUCAAGAUUUUCCUGAUGGGAAUUUAAUCGACACCAUUGAUUUUGAUGACUUUUUUGAGGGAAUCAACGAUGGAGAUUUGCUGCAAAAUUUGAAAAUCCUUGAUGAAUUUGAUAUUAGCAAGAAUAAUACAACUACUAAUCUAAAUGUGAAAACAAAGUCAAAGGAAAAUGAUAAAUCCAAGAAAUCGUCAAGCCAAAUCAAGAAUCCUGAAGGGAAGAAAAAAGUGAAGGUUGAUUGGACUCCAGAGCUGCACAGGAGAUUUGUAAAAGCAGUAGAGAAAUUAGGUGUGGAUAAAGCAGUUCCAUCAAGACUUUUAGAGCUUAUGGCUACUGAUGGUCUCACUAGACAUAACAUUGCCAGCCAUCUUCAAAAAUAUCGAGCUCAUCGAAAACAUUUAUUAGCAAGGGAAGCUGAGGCAGCAAGCUGGACCCAAAGGAAGCAAAUGUAUGAUGGAGCCAUUGCGAUCGGAGGCGGAGGGAAGAGAGUUAUAAUGAACCCAUGGUCUGCACCACCAACCAUGGGUUUUCCACCCAUGGCUCAUCAUAUUAGACCCUUACAUGUUUGGGGGCAUCCAUAUGUAAAUAAUUCUUUUUGGCAUCCACAUUAUCAAGGAGUACCAAAUUCUCUUGCACCAGGCACUCCUUGCUUUCCUUCACCAACGAGAUUUGCAGCAGCUCUUAUGGUCCCUGGCGUUCCACCACCCUUUGCAUCAGGACAAACUCCACAUUUGCAUCCUACAAAAGAGAGCAUAGAUGCAGCAAUUGAAGAUGUUUUAUCAAAGCCACAAACGCCACUUCCUAUAGGAUUGAAACCUCCAUCAAUUGAUAGUGUGUUGAAUGAAUUACAAUGUCAAGGGAUUACAAAAAUACCUCCAACUUGAUUUUAUAAAAAUAAUAAUUUCAAGGUGAUGAAAUAUUUUUUGGGUGUUUUUCUUGAAGAAAAUUUUAAAAUUCGACGACAUUUCUUGCACUUUAAGUUGUUAGGAUUUAUCCUGAUUUUCUAUUUUAUCUGAUUUUCUAUUAGAACUAGGAUUACUUUUCUUGGUGAAAAGGGUUUCUUUAUUUAGGAGGAGAUUUUAUCUCUAGUUAGUUUUUAUGCUUUUUAAUAUUAGAUUUUAUAUGUACGUCAAUUGGUCAAAUCAUAAAUAAUUAUGUAUUUUAGUUUAAUUUUCUG
Molecule: messenger RNA, 2000 nt
Organism: Capsicum annuum
Lineage: Eukaryota; Viridiplantae; Streptophyta; Magnoliopsida; Solanales; Solanaceae
Product: transcription activator GLK1-like
Exons: 7
Coding region: 766-1707 (313 amino acids)
Biological process (GO): positive regulation of DNA-templated transcription
Cellular component (GO): nucleus
Molecular function (GO): DNA-binding transcription factor activity; transcription cis-regulatory region binding
Source: RefSeq, a predicted model, not a curated record